AUGGCCGAGGAGCCCCUGCGUUCAACCGAAUCACCUUCUGGCUCGCGGCGCCGCCACGGCGCGCGCCAUCCCGCGGGGGCCGAGGAGGACUGGGAGCUUUCCAGUGACGACGAGCGCGCCGCGGGUGCGGGUGCCGUGAUGACCGCCGGGGGCUCGCCCUUGCGCCGCGCGCGCGCCCCCGUGGGCAAGCGCAGGAGCCUGGCUGAGAUAGAGGGGUACCCCACGUGGAGCGAGGACCUGCCUGCCCUGCUGGAUCUGUCCCUGUGGCGCCAGGGCGUCCUGGCGUCGCGCUCCGCGGCCCUGGUGGCCCUGAUGGCCCUCCUGGCCUACUCGACCGUGCUCGCGCCCGCCGCGCUGCCGUCGUGGCGCGACGAGGCGCGGCUGGCGCUGACGCUGGGCUACCAGAACGCGGUGGUGUUCUCCCUCAUGGCGGCCAGUGCGCUGCAGCCGCUGGUCAUGGCCCCCCUCAUGAUGCCUGCGAUGCGCAGCGCAAACAAGGUGCCCCUGUGGCCGUUUCUCGCGGCGUCACCGCUGUUGGGCAGCUACGCUCUGCUGUCCUACCUGGCGGUCUUCAAGCCGCCCCGCCGCGUGCCGCGCCUGCCGCCCGGCGCGGCCGAGCUGAGUCCCUGA
Monoraphidium neglectum is the source of this 630-nucleotide messenger RNA. RefSeq lists its product as hypothetical. NCBI's taxonomy places the organism in Eukaryota, Viridiplantae, Chlorophyta, Chlorophyceae, Sphaeropleales, Selenastraceae. The coding region runs from base 1 to 630 and encodes 209 amino acids. The record is from RefSeq and is a predicted model, not a curated record. The transcript is spliced from 5 exons.